AUGGCAAUCGAUCCGAAAGAAGAGUUACGAUUCGAUGGCAGAGUGGCAAUCGUCACAGGAGCUGGAGCAGGCUGUGGUCGCGAAUAUGCCUUGCUACUGGCUAAACGCGGUGCAAAGGUAGUAGUCAACGACAUCUCUACAGAACGAGCCCAGCAGACCAGUGAUAUCAUCUCCAAGGCUGGUGGAGUAUCAACCCAGUGCAUCGCAAGCGUGGCCGACCCCGAAAACGCUCAAAAGAUUGUUGCGCAAGCAAUCAACGAGUUUGGCAGGAUCGAUAUUAUCGUCAACAAUGCGGGAAACUUCAUGUCGCGUGCUUGUGAUGAAUAUUCUAGGGAUGACUUUCCGUGGCCACAUUUCAAGAAUCAGCGCUACGGCCGCAUCAUCAUGGUCUCUUCCUCUGGCGUCCUUGGUCCCAUGCACAUGGCGGCCUAUGCUUGUGCCAAAGGCACUCUUUACGCUCUGUCGAAUUCGUUGGCUGUUGAAGGUGCUCAAUACGGCAUACAGUCCAACGCAAUAGCUCCUGGCGCUUUUACACCGAUGAUGGAGGGAACUAUCAGAGACGCUGAGAUGAUCAAGUGGUUGAGUUCAGCGAUGCCCGCAUGGGCCGUUGCACCAGUAGUGGUGUGGCUGUUGCAUGAAUCCUGCAAGACCACGGGCGAAUUCAUCUAUGCUCACGGGGCCAGCUUUGGCAGGUACUUCAUUGGAGAAACUCUUGGUGUUUGGACACAGCAGGGAAAAUACACUCCAGAAUUUGUACGAGAUCAUUUUAAGGAGGCAUCGGAAGAGGCUGGCUACAAUGUACUUCACUCGAUGAUGGAAGUCUCUGGCACUGCUAAUGGUCGUCUGAGAGGCGAGCUGAAGCCUAUGACUACCUAA
Messenger RNA from Rhinocladiella mackenziei CBS 650.93, 876 nucleotides. RefSeq lists its product as uncharacterized. The coding region runs from base 1 to 876 and encodes 291 amino acids. The record is from RefSeq and is a predicted model, not a curated record. The transcript is spliced from 2 exons. NCBI's taxonomy places the organism in Eukaryota, Fungi, Ascomycota, Eurotiomycetes, Chaetothyriales, Herpotrichiellaceae.